AUGCAUCUACUUGUUUUAGGGGCCACAGGCAGAACAGGCGUGUACGCUUGUCAAUAUGCUCUCGAGCAAGGUCAUCAUGUUACUGCCAUAGUCAGAAACAUUUCCGCCCUUUCACCACGUGACAACCUGACGAUAGUUCGUGGUUCGGUAGUGUCAGAACAAGACAUGGACAGUGUGUUAAGGUCAGCACAGGAACCUAUUGACGCCGUGGUCCAAUGUCUCAACACCUCGAGCCUCAGCCCGCCAAGGCUCAUGGCGGAUGCUGCAGCCAACGUAGUGCGUGCACUGCGACAACACCGAUCCCGCAAAGAUAGAGUCCUGCCAUGCUUGGUCGUCAUGAGCGCCAUCGGCGUGGGUGAGAGUCAUAAGGUAGCGCCGUGGCUUUCCAAUCUGUUGGUCGACUAUCAUAGCGGCACGGUAAUGAUAUAUAAAGACCACAAUGAACUCGAUGGGGAGAUUGAGGAAAAUUGCGGCGCCGAGGUCGAUUGGAUACUGGCUUUGCUGAAGAUAUUACCACGUGCUCAGGCAGACUGGGUGCUCAUUUUGCUGGAGAUAAUGGUGAGAUGGCUAGAUUCAGAGUCAAAACGUGUCAAAGCAUGGAGACUUUGUAAAGGUCCCUGA
Molecule: messenger RNA, 621 nt
Organism: Ilyonectria robusta
Lineage: Eukaryota; Fungi; Ascomycota; Sordariomycetes; Hypocreales; Nectriaceae
Exons: 2
Coding region: 1-621 (206 amino acids)
Source: RefSeq, a predicted model, not a curated record